AUGAUGAAAAUAUCAUUUAUUUUGUUUGCUACAUUUUAGGUAUUUAGACAAUCAAAAAAUAUUUCGAAUAUUUAGUGUGCAUGUUAAUAGAUUAUUAGUGAAACAGAAUGUAAUAAUUGGAAUUGUUAAUGGAUAUAUACACCAGCUUAAGGAGUAAUACCAUAGACAGGUUAUUGUGAUUAAGUGUCUUGUGAGUAAUUAAAAUAAUAAUAAUGUCAAAAUGAAUAUACUAGAUGUUACUAUUAAGAAUCUAAUUCUUCAAUUAGUUAGGUUUGUUAUAGAUUUUCUAAAUGUGAAGAUCUAAUUCUAACUUCUAGAUAAACAUGUUAAGAACUUAAUCCUAAAUGUGUAUAAUCAUAAAUAAAUUUAACUAAGUGUAUAGAAUCAGGAUUGCAAUGUUAAGGACUAUCAUAAAAUUAAUGUGGAGGUACAUAAUAAACAAAUAGCACUAUAACAUUAGCAAAUGAAGGAAUGUGUUUUUGGAAUGGAUCAUCUUGUAAUGUUGUGAAAUAAUGCGAAGAACUCUCAUAAGAGAAAUUAUGUACAAAAAAAUGGUUAUAAAAUGCUUGUUAAUGGACAGGUACAAAAUGUGUUAGUUUAACAUGUUCAUCAAUUUUAUAAUCUAAUACAUGUAAAUUUGUAUAAACAACUCCAUUAAAUGAUGCAAUAAUUUAACCAUGUAUUUGGAAUGGUCAAUAUUGUAUAAAUGCAACAUCUGAUUAAUUAACUAAAUAAACUUGUGCUUCUAAUACUAAUUAUUUUUAUAGAUGGUUACCAGUUGAUUAUUAGAAUGGUAUAUGUGCAUAAUGUAAUAAAUAUCAAUAUUAAUUUCGUAAUGAGUGUGAAUGUGAUCAAUUAUUUCUAUAAUCUGAAUGUAAUAGUUCUUUAUAUUGUAAAUGGAACAAUAAUACAUGUAAUAAACUAUAAUGUUCAGAGAUUACAUCAUAAUAACAAUGUGCAAUAAUUCAAGGAUGCUAUUGGAAUGCAUUAUUACUACCUUCUAAAUGUUUACCAUAUAAUAAUUGUUAAAACAUAUUAGGAAAGUUAGACUCUCUUUGUAUUUAAGCUUCUAUUUAUUGUCCAGGAUCUAAUGGUAUUAAUUGUUUAUCUUAAUAAUAAUUACCAAACUGUUCAAAAUUAUUUAAUACAACACCUAUAUAACCUAAUAUCUGCUAUAAUUCUAUAGGUAGUGAUGGAUAUUGUACUUAUGAUAUAACAAAUAGUUCUUGUUCUAAUAUUUAAAAUUGCUCAUAAUUGACUAGUUUAUAAUUGUGUAAUUAAUUUAAUUAUGCAUGUAUUUGGAAUACAGAUAAUCACUGUUAACAAAAAUAAUGUAAGGAUUAUCACACAAAAGAGAGUUGCACAUAUAUUCAAAAUUCUAUUAAUAAUUCUAUAAUUAAUAUUUGUUCUUGGAAUCCUGAUACUUAAUAGUGUAAUUACUUUAAUAAUUCAAUUAAUUAUGAUGUAAAUUAAUGUUACAAUUAAACAGGAAGAACUCAUCAUUGGAGUUAAAGUAAUGUCUAAAAAGGGUUAUGUUUACCAUGUUAGUUUUCUAACCUUUUAAAUGUAAAAUCUACAUGUAAAUGUAAAGAUUUAAUUAAUUAAAUUGAUUGCAUAUCAUCUUUUCCUAAUUGUUUUUGGAGUUAUUCUAAUUAAACAUGCAAUCCUUUAUAAUGUAAUUAAUUAACAAAUUAAGCUUAAUGUAUAUUAAAUUAAGAAUGUUAUUGGAAAAACUCACAAUGUUAUUAGUAAGUCAAUUCAACUUCAUCAUUUUGUUCUUAAUUAAAAGGAAAUACACAAUAAGAAUGUUUAAGUCAAUCCAUUCUUUGUCCUGGAAUCACAGAUGAAGGCUACUGUUCAUAAUCAAUUAAUAAUUGCAGUGAUUAUAAACUAUAUUAUUAAUGUUUUGGUUCUUUAGGUGCUGAUGGCAUAUGUUAAUGGAAUUAAAAUUAACUCUCAUGUCUAGGUGUUAAAAAUUGUAACAUGAUUAAAAAUAAAUCACUAUGCAAUAAUAUGGUAGGUGCUUGUUAUUGGGAUUUAUAUAAUCAGUCCAAUAACUGUACCUAAUAUAAUUGUACUACUCUUUACAAUUAAACUUAAAAAUGUAAUUAUUAUCUUAGCUCACCUAAUUAAUAAUAUGAAGUCAAAUUAUGUUAUUUAAAUGGAGAUAUAUGUAAUUCAACCACUUAAGUUAACAAUCUAGAUGCAUAUAAUUGUUAUAAUUCAUCUGGAAGAACCGCCGGAUGGAAUACAAGAAAUUUAACUGAUGGGAGUUGUGUAUUAUGUUACGAUUAAUUAAUAAGCUCUAGUAUUAUCAUCUUAAUUUCUAUAUUAUUUUGA
Molecule: messenger RNA, 2340 nt
Organism: Paramecium primaurelia
Lineage: Eukaryota; Ciliophora; Oligohymenophorea; Peniculida; Parameciidae
Source: the annotation of a GenBank genome assembly